CUAAGCGCUAAUAAAAAGAGACCAGAAAACUUUCUUGAGGACGAGAAAGAAGACUCCGGUUCGUCUGCCUGUCCGUACGCCGAUCAUCGUAUUCUGUCAUGAAAUCCAACGUCACGGAGGUAGCGACGAGAAUAAGCAGAGCUCUCCUCUCGGCCUCCGACCGCACCGCCCCGACGCGCGCGUGGACGGCCUCGCUCGAGCAGACCCUGCACCGCCUCCGCUGCCGCGACUCGCUCGCCGCCCCUCACCUCGUCGCCCGCGUGAUCGACCCGUUCCUGAUCCCGCACCACUCCCUCGCCCUCGGCUUCUUCGACUGGGCCUCCCAGCAGCCCGGCUUCGCCCACGACCCCCUCGCCUACCGCGCCGUCCUCAAGUCGCUCCCUUCCCGGCAGUCCAAUGCCGUGGAAGCGCUCCUGAAGCGGGCCAGAGCCCGCAGGAUCGGCCUCGAUGGUUCCGCCUACGGGCACGUCAUCGCUUGUUUUGUCCGGAACAGGAGGACCCACGAUGGGUUUUUGGUUUUCAGUGAGGCUGGCUCGUCGGUCGGGGACGUUGGGCCGGACGUGUGUAACUUGCUUUUGGCUGCGCUCGCGUCUGACGGGUAUAUCGAUAAUGCGAGGAAGGUGUUUGAUGAAAUGACGCGGCGAGGCGUUCGUUUGAGCACUUUGGGAUUGGGCGUGUUCUUGUGGAAGUUUUGUGGUAAUGGGGAGAUUUCCGAGGUUUUGAGCGUGUUAGAUGAAGCUAGGAGGGGUAAUGCAGGGAUUAACGGGUCAGUUAUUGCUGUUUUGGUAGUUCAUGGUCUUUGUCAAGCUUCGAGGGCAUCGGAGGCUCUCUGGGUGUUGGAGGAGCUGAGAAGUAGGAGCUGCAAACCUGAUUUUAUGGCUUAUAGAAUUGUUAUGGAAGCUUUUCGAGAAAUGGGAGAUGUAGUGGAGAAAGACAGAGUUUUGAAGUUGAAGCGGAAGUUAGGAGUAGCUCCGAGGGCGAAUGACUAUAGAGAGUUUUUAUUUACUCUGAUUUCUGAAAGACUAAUGAAGGAAGCCACACAGUUGGGUGAGGUCAUCGUUAGCGACUUUCCCCUGGAGGAUGAUAUCCUUAACGCAUUGAUUGGAACAAUCUCAGCUGAUGAUCCCCAAUCAGCAAUCGCCUUCUUUAGGUUCAUGAUCAAGAAGGGAAAGUUCCCGACACUUUUGACAUUGAGCAAUUUGUGUAGAAACUUAUGCAAGCACAACAAAACUGACGUACUGGUGCAGGUGUAUCAAGUCUUGGAUUCUGGUGGUUAUUUUGCUGAUGCGGAGAGUUACAAUGUGAUGGUCUCAUUUUUAUGUAAGGCUGGAAGAGUAAGAGAAGCUUAUGGAAUCCUUCAGGUGAUGAAGAAGAAAGGGUUGGGCCCAGAUGUGUUUGGCUAUAAUUCUGUUCUGGAUGCAUGUUGUCAGGAAGAUCUUAUGCGUCCAGCUAAAAGGCUGUGGGAUGAGAUGUUUUCAAGUGGGUGUUCUGGAGAUUUGAGAACAUAUACUAUCUUGAUCAAGAAGUUCUCUGAAAUAGGGCAAGUUGAAGAGGCAAGGAGGCUGUUUUACCACAUGUUGGAGAAAGGGUUGGAACCGGAUUCCUUAAUCUACAGAUCUCUCAUUGAAGGGCUUUGUCAAGAAGCAAACUUUGAAGCUGCCUUUGAUAUUUUUGAUAAGUGUAUUGAACAGGAUCCAACUCUUGCCAAGAGUGUCCUCAAUGCAUUCGUCCUGUGUCUCUGCAGAAAAGGUGAUUUUGUUACUGCUUCAAAGUUGCUCCAACGUUUCAAUUGUGAUUUGGACAAUUUAGACUCCCAUGUCACUUUCCUGAAAUAUUUAAAUGAUGCAGACGAGGCUGGACUUGCCCUUGAACACAUGAAAUGGAUUAGGGAAAAAUCUUCUCUGAUGAUGAGACAUAUUUCAUCAGAACUUGUAUUCCUACUUUCUUCUGCAUCUAAAUCGGAACCAAUUUUGAACUGGCUUGACAGAGUGCAAGGGAAGGAAUUAUCUUGCGGUCAAUAAUCUUUUGCUCCUGAAUGUUUUAAGAAUGAUACUCGAAGUUAGUACUUUUCGGACUUUCUU
Messenger RNA from Eucalyptus grandis, 2081 nucleotides. Its product is annotated as pentatricopeptide repeat-containing protein At5g14080-like. The record is from RefSeq and is a predicted model, not a curated record. Lineage: Eukaryota; Viridiplantae; Streptophyta; Magnoliopsida; Myrtales; Myrtaceae. Gene Ontology annotation, molecular function: protein binding.